GCUGCCGCAGACGAGUGGAUCCGCAAGGGCAGCUUCAUCCACAAGCCGGCGCACGGCUGGCUGCACCCCGACGCCAGGGUCCUGGGGCCCGGGGUCUCCUACAUCGUUCGGUACAUGGGGUGCAUCGAGGUCUUACGCUCCAUGCGCUCCCUGGACUUCAACACUCGCACCCAGGUCACCAGGGAGGCCAUCAACCGGCUCCAUGAGGCUGUGCCUGGAGUUCGGGGCUCCUGGAAGAAGAAGGCCCCCAACAAGGCUCUGGCCUCCAUCCUGGGCAAGAGCAACCUGCGCUUUGCCGGCAUGAGCAUCGCCGUAAGCAUCUCUACCGAUGGCCUCAACCUCUCUGUGCCUGCCACGCGCCAGAUCAUCGCCAAUCAUCACAUGCAGUCCAUUUCCUUUGCAUCCGGUGGUGACACGGACAUGACGGAUUAUGUGGCCUAUGUUGCCAAGGACCCCAUCAAUCAGAGAGCCUGCCACAUCCUGGAGUGCUGCGAGGGCCUCGCCCAGAGCGUCAUCAGCACUGUGGGCCAAGCCUUCGAGCUGCGCUUCAAACAGUAUCUGCACAGCCCCCCCAAGGUGGUCGUCCCCCCUGAAAGGCUGACCGGGCUGGAGGAGUCGGCCUGGAGGGAUGAGGAGGACUUGGAACACAAUUACUACAACAGCAUCCCAGGGAAGGAGCCGCCCCUGGGCGGGCUGGUGGACUCCAGGCUCACCUUGACACAGCCCUGUGCCCUCGAGGCCCUAGGAGCCCUCAGCCAGGGAGCAUCUCCUCCUCGAAGAGACACCCGCGGCCUGCACUGGGAGCUGGGCCCCUCAGCCCCGCCUGGGGAUGGCUACGUGCAGGCAGAUGCCCAGGGGCCCCGAGACUACGAGGACCACCUGUACGUCAACACGCAGGGUCUGGAUGCCGCAGAGACUCUGCAGCCGGAGGACAGCCCCAAGAAGGACCUGUUCGACAUGCGACCCUUCGAGGACGCCCUGAAGCUGCACGAGUGCUCCGUGGGAGCGGGCGCGGCAGCCUCCCUUCCCUUGGAGGACCAGUGGCCCAGCCCCCCCACCCGCAGGGCCCCCAUCGCCCCCACAGACGAGCAGCUGCGGCAGGAGCCUUGCUCCUAA
Messenger RNA from Miniopterus natalensis, 1116 nucleotides. Lineage: Eukaryota; Metazoa; Chordata; Mammalia; Chiroptera; Miniopteridae. The record is from RefSeq and is a predicted model, not a curated record.